Messenger RNA from Tigriopus californicus, 897 nucleotides. RefSeq lists its product as uncharacterized. NCBI's taxonomy places the organism in Eukaryota, Metazoa, Arthropoda, Copepoda, Harpacticoida, Harpacticidae. Bases 456 to 827 code for a protein of 123 amino acids. The transcript is spliced from 3 exons. The record is from RefSeq and is a predicted model, not a curated record.
AUGCCCAUGCUCCAUCAUGAGUGCGGCUAAAAUCGCCCGUAUAGACCAGAUUUGCCUUUCCCAUACGCCCCCGAAGUUUGAUGCCGUCGGCGGGUUCCGCUUCCAUCCUUGAUAGUCCGCUCCUUGAUCAUUCAGGUAGGUUGCUCUAGGUUCUCAAUCAACAAUGAAUAUCUCGAAGGUUGCGUGAAUAAAAAAUGUCAAACUCUUAGACCCCGGCUGUUUCUUUUGAGAGGUUGCGCGAAUUUUCCAUAGUUCCGUUCAAAAACAAAAUAGUCGAAUUUUUAAUAAACCUGAUCAUGCUCGAAGGACCUCAUUGAUUCCAUCCCGGACAAUUCCAUUACGUACGAUUCAAGUGGAUCGAAUUUGGUCUCAGUCCGGAUUUUUUUCAAUCCACUCUCGAUUCCAUUUACAAUCUGGAGCCAACGCCAAUACUACCUUGAUGGAUUUUUUUCAUCAUGAGUGGUGACGAAUAUUUUCAUUGUUUUGGAUGCAAACUGGUCUUCAAGGACCUUAAAACCAGGAGAAAUCAUGUCAAGGGCAAGCGUUGUUCGGCUGUCAUGCAAUGUGUUGACGAUCCUGAGAAUGUUACAAACGAGUUCAACUCCAUUGAACAAGCUAAAGAUUGGGCCUUUGCUCAAGAAUGGGAUCGAUACUUUUUCAUGCGGUCGAGUUCCAAAACUUCUGUGUAUUUUCGCUGCAAUCAAAGUAACUCUGUACAAGUCCGGCAAGUAUCAACAUUCGAAAGAAGCAAGUUUGCAAAUGUGACAAUUUCGAGGUUGAAAGAUGCAGCUCGCCAAAAGAAGUCGUUGUUCUUCAUGGGAUGCUGAAACAUCCCCAUCCCAUGGAAAGGAGGAAUUUCAGCUUGUCAAAAGCUGUCAAGGAUCAAACUGCCGAACU